Paramuricea clavata is the source of this 1629-nucleotide messenger RNA. Lineage: Eukaryota; Metazoa; Cnidaria; Anthozoa; Malacalcyonacea; Plexauridae. The record is from the annotation of a GenBank genome assembly.
AUGGCUUCGUUAAAUGAGAAACAUCAACGAUUGAUAUAUCUCAUUGCAUAUAGCAGGGCCAAUACAGCUAUUUUCAACACAAGACAACGCUUUGCAGAUGCAGUGACAGAAGCGUGGAGAAAUGCUGGCGUGAGAUUGCAACACUGGGUUGUGUCGAUGGAGGGUCAUGCUAUAACUGAUUCUGAACAAGAAAUGAACGAGUACCAUUAUCAUAUGGCAGUAAAGUUAACAAAGAAAGCCCGAUGGUUACAGAUAAGGAACUAUCUUGAUCACAAGUACGGUAUUAAAGUUAACUUUAGUGACUUACAUAAUACGUACUAUAGUGCAUAUCGGUAUGUUACCAAAGAAGAUCCACAACCAUGUCAUUCACAUGAUCAUCCAGAUUUGUCGACAAGGCCAAGAACUGAAAACGCAAUAGCCGCCAGAAAAAGGAAAUCUAGGCAGACUACGACGAAAGGAAAGAAAAAGAACCGCCGAGAGAGGGGUUUGACGGUUUAUGAGGUGUCCCAGGUCAUUGAAAAGAAGAAUAUUACAAAGCGAGCAGAGCUUGUUUGUUUAGCCGUUGAGCAGAAACGAGAAGGCAAUACACGGCUCGCAGAAUUUAUUGCCAAUCGUGGGGCUAAAGCGGUGGAUGAAGCGUUAUCCGUUGGUAAGGAAUUUCGAGAAGCCGAGGCCAAGGCAAUACGCGCAAAGAAAACAAGAAUCGAAAUCCUUCAGGAAGCUACAGGCUCACCAUGUGUCCAUCAAUGUGAAGGACAGUGGCUGGAAGCUGCGUUGGAACUGAUGCGCCUAAACCAAAUUGAUGUUUCAGCGUUCUGUACUGCGAUUUAUAACGCGCUCCAAAACGGACGAGGAAAAUAUCAAAAUAUUUUUGUCUACGGCCCUGCGAACAGUGGUAAAACGUUUAUACUGUCGCCCUUGAAAUUCAUUUACCGCGCUUUCUGUAAUCCGGCAACCGGGACAUUUGCAUGGCUUGGUGUCGAUGAGGCAGAGGUCAUUCUAUUAAAUGACUUCAGAUGGAAUCCGGCCAUUAUCGCAUGGGCAGAUCUUUUACAAGCUCUAGAAGGAGAUGUUGUCCAUUUCCCAGCGCCAAAAGAUUUUUGUCAACGAGAUAUAGAGCUGUCUUCAGAUACUCUAUUCUUUGCCACGUCUGAUGCCCCUAUGGCUUUAGUUAAAGCAGGAUCGUUAGACCGGGUAAAUACUGAAAUGAUGGACGUGCGAUGGCGGUUUUUCCAUUUUUGGAGACAGAUUGACCAAAAUAAUCAAGUCAAGAUGUCUCCUUGCGCCAAGUGCUUUUCAACAUUUGUGUUAGAUAUAAUGUUGACAUAUAAUAUUAUGGAUUUUAUACAACUUUCUACACGAAAGCAGACGAUUGCACUUUUAUGUUUCGAAUUAUUAAUGUGACGUAUGAUCGGUUUAUAACUGUCAACACUGUCUGUGAAAUAUAGCAUUUAAUUACUAACUAGUUCACGUCCGUAUAAGUUGUAUAACCGCACAUUUCUCACUCAGAAAUCAUAAAAAAAUAAGACGAAUCUACCAUUGAACAUCGAAAAAUUAUACCUACUGUUGAGUUAAUGGUUAUCCGCACACUACAAUUACUUUUUAGGGCAAAAUAUAAUUUGUUUAUGA